AUGGUCAACGAAUCCUUGAGCAGCUCCAAAAGGAGAGCUCCUUGUGGACCAAAGCCGGACGUCCCCAGGCCGAGGCCUUUGCGCAGCCGUGUCCAACACGGUCCACAUGAGGACUUGAACAUUGGAAAGGUUGUGAAGGCUGAGGAACUGUCGAACCUGGUAGUGAAUGAUUUGAUCAAGGAAGCAUUGUCAGCAGAUGCACGCAUUGUCCCUGCUGUUCCUGGGAAGGAAAGCGACAUAGUUCCAGCUGAGAUUGGCAAUGAGAUCGAGGAUGAUGUUUUAAGCUUGGCAGGGAGCGAGACUGAGCAGGAAACGGAGUCCGCGGAGUCUGUUGACUUGGCGUCACGAAUUGCCAGCCGCGUCGUCCAACAAGGCAUACAGCUUGAUGUUGCGAAGGCAGUUCAGGAUGCCUCUCAAGAGAUUUCAGUUCAGGACUUUGAAGAAGUUGAGGGCUUCAGUGAGGAUGAGGAGUCUUUCGAAGAGGUUGACACUGUAAGUGUUCAGCAAGAGAGCUUCGAUGCGAUGGCAGCUCGUUUGGAGGCUCGCCAAACUUUGAUCCAAGCAGCGCAGAGUGGAAAGUUGCUUGCGGCCCUGCAAGCAGCUACUGCUAAGACCGCUAAGGUUGAGGAGGUUGAUACCAAGCAGGCUGAAGUGGAGUCCGUCCGUCGUGCUCGGGACACGCUGCUGCAAGCUGCCCGCGAUGGCCGCUUGGCAUCCGCUUUCAAGGAGAUGCGCAAGGCGAGUGUUCUACAGUUUGGUUUCAUGUGGGUGCCUGGUGUUGAGGAGGUUGAUACCAAGCAGGCUGAAGUGGAGUCCCUCCGUCGUGCCCGGGACACGCUGCUGCAAGCUGCCCGCGAUGGCCGCUUGGCAUCCGCUUUCAAGGAGAUGCGCAAGGCGAGUGUUCUACAGUUUGGCUUCAUGUGGGUGCCUGGUGUUGAGGAGGUUGAUACCAAGCAGGCUGAAGUGGAGUCCCUCCGUCGUGAGGCUCGGGACACGCUGCUGCAAGCUGCCCGCGAUGGCCGCUUGGCAUCCGCUUUCAAGGAGAUGCGCAAGGUUGAGGAGGUUGAGGAGGUUGAUACCAAGCAGGCUGAAGUGGAGUCCCUCCGUCGUGAGGCCCGGGACACGCUGCUGCAAGCUGCCCGCGAUGGCCGCUUGGCAUCCGCUUUCAAGGAGAUGCGCAAGGCGAGUGUUCUACAGUUUGGCUUCAUGUGGGUGCCUGGUGUUGAGGAGGUUGAUACCAAGCAGGCUGAAGUGGAGUCCCUCCGUCGUGAGGCCCGGGACGCGCUGCUGCAAGCUGCCCGCAAUGGCCGCUUGGCAUCCGCUUUCAGGCAAGUCAAGGAGGCAGACAAGAUUGAGGCACUUCGCCAGCAGGCUCGGGAUGCCUUGCUGAAAGCCACUGCUGAUGGUCGAUUGACAGCAGCUUUGCUGCAGUCCAAGGUUGAGCCCAAGAGCAUCGACGCAGCCGAGACAGAGGACAGCGUUGCUGCACCAAUGGAAACGGAACCGUCCUUGGAAGAAGCACGUGAAAAGGCUCGAUCUGCACUGCUCAACACGCUGAAGACUGGUGACUUUCAGAAAGCAAUGCAAGAGAUUGUCGAGAAGCGUCAGACACAGGCACUUUCGGCAGAGCAACCUACACAGAUGGAGGUGCCGCCUUCCGAGACUGUCGAGUGGCAUCAGCCUUUGCAAGAGUCCGCUGUUUUCAAGAUGCCCGGCCGAACCAAGAGACGCAUCAUCGGUGGCGUUGUUCGAGCACCAUCCGAAGCAGUUCCCGUGGAUCCCUUGCCACCGCCUGCAGCGUCAAAGCUUGCUUGGUUUAUGGCUGGUCCUGUUUCCAAUGGCCUACGCCAGAAGGAUGUGGCAACUUUUCAAAUGGACGAUGGGCUGGAUACCGAGAAUCGUGGCCUUACGCGAAAAUCCAGCCUCACCUCAAUGUUUGAAGCACUUGGUUCUGCUCAGCUGAUUCACAUGGAUGCUGACGAUGAGCAGACUCAUCAGGUGACAUCAAUGAGGCUUUCUUCAAGUUGCACGAACCUCAAACCUCAAGGCCUGAAGCCUGGCAUGACCAGUUCAGCUUCUGCCAUGGCUUUGGACUUGGGACUGGAUCUUGGUGCGAAGGACCGAAUUGGAACUCCUUCGAUGGGUUCUCGCUGCUCUUCAGUCGGUUCUUUGCGCGCUCUCAAGGCGAACAAGGCAAAGCCUCUGCCCUUCCUCCAGAAGCCCGGCUCAAGGGCUGACUGGUCCAUUAGCAACGCGUCAGUCAUGAAGACAACAAAAGAAUGGAGCACUGGCACCAUGGCCGCUUUUUAG
Molecule: messenger RNA, 2310 nt
Organism: Cladocopium goreaui
Lineage: Eukaryota; Dinophyceae; Suessiales; Symbiodiniaceae
Source: the annotation of a GenBank genome assembly